GGUGUGCGUGAAGUCAUCGUUCGGCAAUAGCUUGUUAUUACACAGUUCCGUCAAAUGAUCCCGUCUAUAAAUCCCGUUUAAGAUAAAUCCCGAACAAAAUGCCACGUUAGGUAUUUAUGCACGUGGCAAGUUGUAAUGUAGUAAUGCAUAGCAGGAUUCAGUGACGGAAUUAACUAAAUACAUGGUUCGGGGGAGUUUUUGAGGAGCCUUGAGGAGGGGUUGGUUGUCGUCCGAGGUUAUAAAGGGUCCCAUCACAUCCAGUUACCUCUCGAUGUAAUUAUUCCUAGCAUCCAAAACCACACGGUAUUAUCCAUGUUACCAUGGAGCCUCUCAUUGUCUUUUCCCGAAAACAGCUCGCCGAAAAUCCGUUGCAAUCCCUAAUCAUUACGAGUCUUCUUACAGUGCUACUUUACCUUGUAGGAAAUGAAAUCCUACGUAGUCGCUCACGAAUCGCCGGAUUAAAGGGACCAAGAGGCCUUCCAUUUUUCGGGAAUCUACUGGACAUACGGUCCAAUGCUGCCUUAAAGUAUCAGGAAUGGGCCAAAGAAUAUGGAGAUGUCUAUCAGGUGCAGUUAGGGGAUAGUACUGUUGUGGUUGUCAACAGUGCAGCAACGGCAAAGGAAUUGUUCAUAUCAAAUUCGCAAGCCUUAAGUUCUCGGCCAAUAGGUUAUACAUUUCACAAGGUGGCAUCCAGUACAGCCGGCUUCACAAUUGGCUCGUCGCCAUAUGAUGAUAGCUUAAAGCGAAAGAAGAAGGCAGCCGCAGUAGCUCUGAACCGUCCCGCUAUCAAGACGUAUGUUCCGUAUCUUGAUCUGGAGACAAAGGCGUUUAUACAAGAUCUGUUCAACUACGGCAAAGCCGGCGCAGUUGCGGUGGAUCCGCUUCCGUUUGUUCAACGGGUAAGCCUAUCAUUGAUGACAACAAUCAAUUGGGGUGUCCAGAUCACUUCUAUUGAGGAUGAAUUGUUUCGAGAAAUUGUAUCGGUCGAAGAAGGUCUCAACAAGACCAGGUCUACUGUUGGCAAUACUCAAGACCAUAUUCCUCUCCUACGCCUCAACCCCUUGAACCAGACAUCUGCGACCGCUCGACAAUUGCGACAGCGUCGAGAUAGAUAUCUUUCCAAGCUUAACGGGGACCUUGCGGAAAAAGUAGCCAACGGUACUAAUAAACCAUGCAUCCAGGCGAGCGUGAUCAAGUAUAAAGAGGCUCAGCUCAGCGACACCGAGUUGGUUGCUUUCAGCUUGUCUGUUCUAGGAGGGGGGUUCGAGACUGUGUCAACCACUGUUCAAUGGUCAAUUGCUUAUUUCGCAGAACAUCCAGAGAUCCAGGAUAAAGCGUAUGAGGAGAUUCAGCAAUUCCAGGGAUCUAAUGAGCCUUUGUGCGAUGCUGCAGACGACCAGAAAUGUGCUUAUGUACUAGCACUGACGAAAGAAGCUCAUCGGUAUUUCUCUGUCAUUCCGCUUGCGCUACCAAGAGCAUCAAUCAGAGACAUUGAAUACAAUGGUACCUUAAUACCGACUGGGAGCACCGUUUACAUGAAUGCAUGGGCCUGCAACCAUGACCCCGAGUUGUGGUCAGAGCCCGACAGGUUUAUACCUGAACGUUGGUUAGAGAAACCCGAUGCCCCUUUAUUUACGUUCGGUCUAGGAUACCGUAUGUGCGCAGCUCAUAUCCUUGCUACUCGCGAGGUGUAUAUCAUAUUUAUGAGGCUUCUAAGUAGCUUUCGCUUCGUAGCCUCGGGUGAUAUAAAACGCCGCCCUAGCGUUGACAUGGUUAAUCCAAAGGAUUUAAUCAUGGUUCCUAAACCGUACCGUGUGUUUUGUGUGCCUAGGGAUGAGGGAAAGCUCAGGACAGCUUUGGAGAAAUCUGAUUAGGGGAACAAUUUAUAUAUCACCACGAAUCUAUUGGACACUUGGUUAAAAUGCACGUCAGGACAUAUACAGAAGUUCCAGAGCUAUCUAUUUGAUGCAAAUACAGUUUACUAAAUCAUAAUUACUUAGUAUUGUACCAUAUAUGCAUCGGUAGUUGAAUAAGGACACAAAUCGAGUUCAUGUUCUUCGCAGCUCAAAAAGGGGGUUGGGCCAUUCUUCAAGCCAUAAGAUAGCCGAUUGUUAUCUAUGUAUAUUUAAGCCAACGCAUAGAAGGUCAAAUCAGAAGUUUAGCCC
Molecule: messenger RNA, 2165 nt
Organism: Daldinia caldariorum
Lineage: Eukaryota; Fungi; Ascomycota; Sordariomycetes; Xylariales; Hypoxylaceae
Product: cytochrome P450
Exons: 3
Coding region: 321-1874 (517 amino acids)
Molecular function (GO): oxidoreductase activity, acting on paired donors, with incorporation or reduction of molecular oxygen; heme binding; monooxygenase activity
Source: RefSeq, a predicted model, not a curated record